AUGCAAUUCAAGCUCACAGCCAUCCUCCUGGCCAGCAUGGCCUCGGCCAAGCUCAGCACUUCUCUUUCUCCUUCUCCCUCCUCCUCAAUCGCCGUCUCAUCGACUGCGAGCCCAUCGUCCUCUGCUACGCCCUCAAUCAACCCCGACGACUACGACUGUGUCUACCGCGGCUUGGGUUGCGACUGGAAGAAGACCGAGUACGGAUACGGUGACGACUACUGUGGAUCUACCUCUUUCAAGGCCGGUCAGAAGUUGUCCGACGGUAGCCUGAUCUUGGCUGUCUCCAAGGACGGAUCCGGGGACUGUGCUUCUCAGGCCAGUGCCAAGUGCUGCCAGGUCCUAGCUGAUGCUCCCUGCAAGCGUGGCGAGAAGUAUCUUGAAUGCUCGAAGCCUUAA
This is a messenger RNA of Penicillium brevicompactum, 396 nucleotides long. RefSeq lists its product as uncharacterized. NCBI's taxonomy places the organism in Eukaryota, Fungi, Ascomycota, Eurotiomycetes, Eurotiales, Aspergillaceae. The transcript has a single exon. Bases 1 to 396 code for a protein of 131 amino acids. The record is from RefSeq and is a predicted model, not a curated record.